Messenger RNA from Zingiber officinale, 1112 nucleotides. RefSeq lists its product as uncharacterized. Lineage: Eukaryota; Viridiplantae; Streptophyta; Magnoliopsida; Zingiberales; Zingiberaceae. The record is from RefSeq and is a predicted model, not a curated record. Bases 392 to 958 code for a protein of 188 amino acids. The transcript has 2 exons.
AAAAUGAUCUACUAAAAAAUUAGGCACUUUUGAGUUUGUUGUAGUUAAUUUUGUUCGCCACAAACAAGCCAUUUGAUUCCACCCGAAUCUCAAUCUCCUAGUUUAUUUAUUUUUUUCCUUCCUUUAAAAAUAAAAGGCAAAUUCUUCUACUUCGCAAAAUCAAUAAUCCACAAACUUGGCCAAAAAUUCCAGUCUCCCAUCUCUGAAAGCUACCUCCCCUUGAAGUCCCAAUGAAGAAUGGCCAGAUAAUCCACCCCCAUCCCUCUCUUCCUCUCUUUUCAUCCUUUCCCCUGCCUCCUCUGUUCCUCUCCAAGCAACAAAAAGAUCAGAUUUUCAACUCUUCUCCGCUUCCAAGAUCGGAUUUUUAACUAAAUUUCCUGAUCUUUCACGGAUGGCGAGCAAGGGAGGGCCGUCUUCUCCGGCGCCGGCACAGCCACCGGCGGUCUGCUGCAUGUGCGGUGAUCAGGGGUUGACCCAGGAGCUUUUCCGGUGCAAGCUCUGCCUCGUGAGGUCGCAGCACAGAUACUGUAGUAAUCUGUACCCUAAAGUCGAAUUUUACCGACUUUGCAAUUGGUGUUUGAGAGAAGAAGAAUCAAAUUCUUCGACCAAAGAAAUUAACAAAGGAUAUUCUGGCAUUAAAAAUAAUGCCAUCCCUUUCUCCUCCAACAACAACAACAUCCAUGUUGAUAAUGUCAAUUUAGAUGUUAACAAUAACAACACAAGCACUACUACUAAUACUAGCAGUCCUAGCUCGGGUUUUAAGCUUCAUCGAGUUCCUUUCACAUCGCAACUCGAUAAUCCAGUCAAGAAACCAAGGAUGUUGGAUAGGUCGGCCUCCGAUGUCACUGAUCACCGAGUCCGGUCGCCAAGAGAGAUCUCCCCUAAAUUGGGCAAGGCAAGACAAGUCUUCAAGGGCAAAGUAAGAAGGUAUAAGCUUUUAGAAGAGGUCUCUAGUUAAUGUAAAAAAAAAGAGAGAGUCUGUGUAGACUCAUUAUAGUAUUAUAUAUGUAUGUUGCAAUGCUCUAAGAUUUAUAAUUUUAUUUCAUCAACAUUAAUUAUAUGUAAUGAAUAUGUUAUAGGAUUUCUUGAUAGUAUAUCUAAACUUCAAAGCA